AUGACGCCACCUAAACCACCUCUGCUGUUGCUGUACGGCAGCAGCGGCGUCACGGUCGUGAGCGCAAAAGCCCUGGCCGCUGCGCAUGUAUCCGCCAGUAAGAUCAUCGUCAAUCUGCCAGGUGCCGGCAAUGUAGACGCCGAAGUGGUCCGUAGUCUGACUCCAGGCACCGCGGGCGUCACCAGCAUUAGUGUACAGCUCCCCACGGCUAUGAUUGCAGAGGAAAUUGACCACGCUGCUGCUUUUGGCGAAGACGGAGCCGAUGGGAUAGACGAGACCGCCUCCCAGAAUGUUCUCAACACCGUGGGUAGCAUUGUCACAGUCACCGCCAGUCAUUCGAACACCGCAUCCGCAUCUGCCUGGUUUCGCUUCUACAGACCCCAUCUCUAG
Messenger RNA from Akanthomyces muscarius, 390 nucleotides. RefSeq lists its product as uncharacterized. The coding region runs from base 1 to 390 and encodes 129 amino acids. The record is from RefSeq and is a predicted model, not a curated record. Lineage: Eukaryota; Fungi; Ascomycota; Sordariomycetes; Hypocreales; Cordycipitaceae. The transcript has 2 exons.